Pseudovirgaria hyperparasitica is the source of this 1353-nucleotide messenger RNA. RefSeq lists its product as uncharacterized. Bases 1 to 1353 code for a protein of 450 amino acids. The record is from RefSeq and is a predicted model, not a curated record. The transcript is spliced from 7 exons. Lineage: Eukaryota; Fungi; Ascomycota; Dothideomycetes; Acrospermales; Acrospermaceae.
AUGUCUGUCCUGUCAUUUGGCGCUGUGACGGUCAGGUUACUCCAACGGAAAAUCUUGAGUGGGACUUAUAAGCAACAUGAUUGGUUUAUUCUCGCGGCAACUGUCUUUGGAAUUGCAAUGUCUCUUGGCCUCAUAAUCAGCACAUCAUUCGGACUCGGUACCCACGAAAGCGAUCUAGAAUUCCUAAAUGGUAUCCGCAUGCGCCAGGCCGUCCUCGUCACAAACAUCUUCUAUCUCUCCUGCAACAUGCUCGUCAAGCUCUCCCUCCUGCAAUUCUACCGCGACCUCACCAUGAGCACACCCGCACACUACUUCAUCCACUUCAUGACCUUUGUCUCCGUCGGCUUCGGCGCCUCCUCCAUCAUCGUCGUACUCGCCCAGUGCGUGCCCAUGGCCCGCAUCUUCGACCCCACCGUGCCUGGCACAUGUUCGAAUAUCAGAUUUAUGGACUUUUCGAUCUCGAAUGGGUUCCUGAUGAUGGGCAUUGAUACAGUGCUGUAUGCGAUGCCGGUGGUGUUUACAUGGAAUCUCCAGGUUUCUAGGGCGAGUAAGGUUGGGUUGUACUUCGUGUUUGGGCUGGGGCUUGUCGUCCUCAUCGCCUCCGCGCUGCGCGUCUGGAUCAUGUACGAAAUAAAAUCCACUGGCGACAUGGCCUUCCAAUACGGCCAGUUAAUGCUCUGCUCCACCAUCGAAAACCACCUCGCCAUCGCCGUCGCCUGCGCCCCCUACAUCAAAACCUUCCUGCGCAACUCCCUCCUCACGCGCGCCUACGCCUCCUUCAGAUCCCGCAUCAUCACCAUCGUCGCCGCUGCCACCGCGCCCUCGGCCGACAAAUCAAACAACAACCACUACAACCACCACCAUAACAACAACAAUGACGAUGAUGACGAUAAUGAUCGCAUCACAUCCCUCGGCCCCGCUUCCGGCCCACCCAUGAUCCCGCCCGUGCGCGUCCACGGCGGCUUCCGAAACGCGUUCCGCACAUGUGAGUUCUUCUCGCAACUUACGGGGCGGUGGACGGUGAGGGUGGGGGAUGGGACCGGGGCCGGGACCGGACUCGGGUAUGCGGAGCGCGAAGGGGAUGUGGAGAUGAAUGCCGGUCUUGGUAGACACGCGGGCGAUGACAUGCGUUCGCAUCCGGCGCUGAGGAGUGAGCAGGAGCAGGAGGAGCAGGAUCAAGGGUGGGAUGUAGUAGGGCCAGAAGGGGAUGACGGGAGUGAGAAGGAAGGGGUGGUGGUCGUGCGGUUGGACGGGGUGCGGUUGUCGGAGGGGAGUUCGCGGUAUUCGACGCCUGUGGGGACGUCGCCUGGGCCGGUGGUGUUGGAGAAGGGGUAUUUUGGGGACAGGGUGUAA